AUGGCCGCCGUGCUGUCCUCCGAGGAAAGAAGCUAUUUUUCAUCGUCGCUGCGUCGCUCACAAUCCCAGACUAAUUUCGGACACAACCCGUCGUCGUUUCGGCGGUCAACGCCUACGCAGCAAAUAUCCCCUCCGCUCAAGCCGCCAUCUAGCAAGGUCUACACCGAUUCGGACCUUUCCUCAGCACCCUCUUCUCCUUCCGCUAUCCAGGCCGAAUUUACCGAUGUUUCCUUUCCCUCCACCCCCGCGAGCAACGUGUCAAUAUCUUCCGACUUUGAUGAAUCAUUGGGAAUAGACGAGAGCCCCGAAGACAACUUCAGCUUACCCCUGCUCUCGCAGGAAAAGUUCUUUCUGCAACCAAAUUUCCAGAGCGAUGACACUCUGGAGCCACCGCCGAGCCCGAGGACGGGUCAUUCAUACACAGUCUCUCCCUCGGAGCCCGAGGUUUCUCUUGGGGCAUUUGGUCCCGACACACCCGACGUGACCGAGCAUGCUGAAGACGACACAGCAGUGUCAAGUAGGCCAUCCCGGCAAGUCGACUACCUAUCCCAUGAUUGGAAAGAGGAGGAUAUCUGGUCAUCCUGGAGGUAUAUCUGCUCCAAAAGAGGCGAAUUCGCCAACAGCGCUAGAUUGGAAAACGCCUCUUGGAGGACUUGGACGAAGGCUAGGAACAAUCUCAAGACCAUCUCACCCGAGGAACUGAACUGGUGUGUAAACAGCCCCUCCAAGCCCCUUGCUCCCUUCUCUCCAGUCAUUCUCUGUGGUCCCAAGAAUGUGAAUCCAACGGGCACAGAACCGUCAAGUGUGACACUGUCAAAAAACGAUUCACUCGUCAACCUCAACAAAAAGCCUAUCCUGAAGAAGAGGAGCAUGUCUGAAGUCAUGUUACAAAGGUCUCUUGUGUCGGCAUCUUUGUUGAAACAGGCUACAGCGGCGGUUCAAGCUCAAGAAACCCGAGGUGUCUUGAAGUAUGGUGCAGACAAGUCCAACGCCGAGUACUAUGUAGCCUACCCUCUGUCCGUCCGAAGAGGAAGUCAAGGUACCGGCAGCUCCGUUGCAGCUUCAACAGACUCGUCAAAUAUUUCCUCCCCUUUCCCCGAGCGCAAGCAUAUCCACUUCAACGAACAGGUAGAGCAGUGUAUUGCUAUCGACGUCAAAGAUGAUGACGAGGAGGAUUAUGCUCGUGGUGGGAUUGGUGAGGACAGCGACUCCGACGAUGGUGGCGUCAUGAUGAAGCGAGUCAGAUCCAAGAAGCGUGACCCUACAUCCAAGAAGCGGAAUAAGAAGCAUGCCAAUGCCGACGGCAAGAUCAUCGCCAAAUUGCCGUCGACCACGCUGAAAUAUCGAGCCGACACGCCGGAACCGCGAGAGACAGCCAUGAAGCACAGCACAGGGGUCUACAGGAGCCCAACAUUAUCACCCUCGUCAUCUCAGGAAACUCUUCGACCCGCGAAGCAGUCAUCAAGAUUUUUCUUUGGCGAGGAAGACGACAAUGAUGAUGAUGACGGCUAUAGCGACGAGACCCUUGUGGCCACCUCGGGCUGGCGAUCUCCACCGGGGGGCGCAGCAGGUGUAAGCGUUCACCGGUCGUCUUCUUCGGGGAGUCUGUCGGACGAGCCAGCUGGCAUGCGCCGUACUGCGUCGGGCAUGUUCAUGCCCUGCGAUGAAGGCGAGGUUCCGAACGGCGACGGCCUCAUAGGCCGAGUUAUCGACACCGUCAACACGGCGCGGGACAUUGCGCAUGUGAUUUGGAAUGUUGGGUGGAGGAAAUGA
Messenger RNA from Metarhizium album ARSEF 1941, 1773 nucleotides. RefSeq names its product HEX2 protein-like protein. The transcript has 2 exons. Bases 1 to 1773 code for a protein of 590 amino acids. Gene Ontology annotation, biological process: protein catabolic process in the vacuole; cellular response to glucose starvation. Lineage: Eukaryota; Fungi; Ascomycota; Sordariomycetes; Hypocreales; Clavicipitaceae. The record is from RefSeq and is a predicted model, not a curated record.